GAUCUCCAUCUUUAAUUAUGGACUUUGAAAAACAUUUCGCUUUUUCCUCAGCAUAUCCGAGGCAUUUUCUUUUUCAGGCAAACUUUCCACGUCCACUUUUGAUGCAGAAAUCGGAACCCUGGUUUACACUGGAAUCAGGAGAAGCGACGGGAUUUCUCUUCUCUCCACCUGAUUGAUUUAUAAUUUAGGGUUUACUUAAUUGGUUUAAGCGAGGAUUUUUGGUUGUUCAAUGGACUGUUACGGCUGGUUAAAGGUAGGAACCGUCGUCGACGUUCUGCCCGCGGUGGCGAAGGUGAGAAGAGAUGGUCUUCUUGCUCGUCCGAGCUCCUCUCAAACAUUCGGGUUUUCCCGUCCCUUGUAUUUCAAGCGAGUGUUUAGAUUCUGUGAAAGCAACAAUUUUUCCAAUCAUAGACUACCAUCAUUGUUUACCCUGGCAAGGGUGGAGUCUAAUGAGUCCGACUAUAGAAGUUUGGGCACUCCGCUUGAGUUAUACACACCUGAGGGGAAGUUUUUGUGUGAUAUAUUAAAGAAUCAGCCACAUAUUUUUCAAGCUGCUGUUCAAAAGCAGCUGGAGGAGUUGGCUUUUGACAGGGAGAGUGCAUUUGCUCGGUGGGAAAUUAGUCAAGGAUCUUCUGAGUCCAGUCUUCAUGGGAGGAUAGCAAAAAUGAAAGAAAUUGAGUGCCAGCGAGCAGCUGAGGAGGUCAUGUACAUGCUAAUAGUCCACAGCUUCUAUAAGAUCAACGUCCCCAUGGUCCCCAACUUAUCCAAAUGCAUAAGCAACGGUAGGAUUGACAUCUGGUCAUCAAAGGAUCAAGAACUAGGAUCAAUACAUGGAAUUGAGCUUCUGGAUAUGGUGAGAGAACACCUCUCAAACAUUCUCAGACUGCAGGGGAAAUCUGAUUCCACCGGCAACUGGACAACACUUAAGAUUGAGAGGCUACAGCUUGGCCGGCUUUAUGCUGCUUCCAUAAUGUAUGGGUAUUUCCUGAAAUCCGUCAACCUGAGACACUCUCUGGAACUCAGUCUUUCUUCAAACAACGAAGAUCAUUUAUGGGAUCAAAAAAUGCAUGUAUCUCGGCCCCAUUUUUGGAAGCAGGGCCGGGAGAAUGCGGCCACUCUAGGCUGUUUUGCGGACAAAGCUGCUUCCCUGUAUGCUGCUGCACAGGGAAGUAAAGCUGAUAAGCUAAGAGGCUACAUGAUGGGAUUCAAUUCAGCCACUUUAAAGCUAUGCUCAAAGUUGAGAUCUUUUGAGGCUGCAAAUCUAAUUGAGAACCACAGCUGGGCUCUGUUUGGAAAUCCGGAGACCAGUUCCCUUGACAAGGAUGAGGUUGUUACUCUUUUAGUUUCAGGAUUAAAAAGAUUGAUCCUGGAAGCAGUGGCUUUUGGAACUUUCUUGUGGGAUGUGGAAUGGUAUGUGGACUCUAAGUGCCGAUUAAAGGACAACUAAUGAGUGCUAGUUUUGUAAAUGUAUUAGAAUCAAUAAAUUAUAGUUUCCUUGGCCGUGGCUCUUUUGAGAGCGUAGGUCGUCUGUGCAUAUGGAGAAAAAUUUGCGUACGUAAGACUUAAACAGCACUCCGUACGUCAGAGAGGUUAUUCAGAGGGUAUUGAGAGGUUAUAUCCGCGUUAUACCCCAUGUAACC
Phalaenopsis equestris is the source of this 1640-nucleotide messenger RNA. Its product is annotated as UV-B-induced protein At3g17800, chloroplastic-like. The transcript is spliced from 3 exons. The coding region runs from base 230 to 1447 and encodes 405 amino acids. The record is from RefSeq and is a predicted model, not a curated record. Lineage: Eukaryota; Viridiplantae; Streptophyta; Magnoliopsida; Asparagales; Orchidaceae.